CCUUACUCCCAUUCCCUCUCUUCUUCUUCUUCUUCGUUCCUCGUGGCUCAAUCAGCUCCUCUCGAGACCCAUCGUUGCUUAAAAACCCUAGCUUUGCGGAGCUCUCGAUUCCAUCCCAACUCCGAAGAGCUCUCCAGUGGUUGAGUGGAGGAUUGAAUCAUGGCUGCCGGGAGAUCGAUUCAGCAGCUCUUGAAGAGUAAAUUUCAGUCUCCGCCAUCUGCUUUUCUUCUGCUUUCUAGUUCUGCUGCAAAGCAGUCCCAUGAUAAUGUUGAAUCUGCUGGAAUGAAGUCACUGAGAGCAUUGGCAUUGCUUGGAGCAGGCGUUUCUGGUAUUUUGAGCUUUGGUGUUAUAGCCUCUGCUGAUGAAGCUGAGCAUGGUUUAGCUUGCCCUAGUUAUCCCUGGCCUCACAAAGGAAUUCUUAGCUCCUAUGACCAUGCAUCGAUUCGACGUGGUCACCAAGUUUACCAACAAGUAUGUGCCUCAUGCCAUUCAAUGUCUCUGAUUUCAUUCCGAGACCUUGUUGGUGUGGCUUAUACUGAAGAGGAGACAAAAGGUAUGGCUGCUGAAAUUGAGGUGGUUGAUGGGCCCAAUGAUGAAGGUGAAAUGUUUACUCGUCCUGGUAAAUUAAGUGAUCGUUUCCCUCAGCCAUAUGCAAAUGAACAAGCAGCCAGGUUUGCUAAUGGAGGGGCAUAUCCACCAGACCUUAGCCUUAUCACCAAGGCACGACACAAUGGGCAGAACUACGUCUUUGCUCUUUUGACUGGUUACCGUGAUCCCCCUGCAGGUGUUUCGAUUCGUGAUGGAUUACAUUACAACCCUUACUUUCCUGGUGGUGCAAUUGCUAUGCCCCAAAUGCUUAUCGAUGGUGCUGUUGAAUAUGAAGAUGGUACUCCUGCAACAGAAGCACAGAUGGGAAAGGAUGUUGUGACCUUCUUAUCCUGGGCAGCGGAACCUGAAAUGGAAGAAAGGAAACUGAUGGGAUUCAAAUGGAUCUUCGUUCUUUCACUCGCUCUUCUCCAAGCAGCUUAUUACCGUCGUAUGAAGUGGUCAAUUUUUAAGUCGCGCAAGCUAAUUGUUGAUGCUGUCAACUGAUCAACUUCAUCCUUUACUCUCCACGAUUUAUCGAAACCGUGAGAGAAGAAGGCAGUGAUAGUGAUGCCUUUUCUAGAUGUGUAUUCUGUGGAUGAUUAAGUUGAAACUAGGCAUGCAAUGUUUUGUGGGCCAAAUGUAAUUAGAAACCCUUCCAUCUUGAGCCAUUCUUUUCAGAAUGGGAAAACCCACUUGGACAUGCAAUUAAUACAUUUCCUUCUUCUUUUUUUUGUUGUUGUAAUUUAAGAAUCUUGUUAGAUUUGGACAACUACCAACUUUGUUAUGAGAUGGUUCCUUUAGUCAGAUGUGAUUUUGGGUUCUGA
Dioscorea cayenensis subsp. rotundata (Guinea yam) is the source of this 1412-nucleotide messenger RNA. RefSeq names its product cytochrome c1-2, heme protein, mitochondrial-like. The record is from RefSeq and is a predicted model, not a curated record. The transcript has 8 exons. NCBI's taxonomy places the organism in Eukaryota, Viridiplantae, Streptophyta, Magnoliopsida, Dioscoreales, Dioscoreaceae. Gene Ontology annotation, biological process: mitochondrial electron transport, ubiquinol to cytochrome c. Gene Ontology annotation, molecular function: heme binding; electron transfer activity. Bases 160 to 1092 code for a protein of 310 amino acids.